Molecule: messenger RNA, 618 nt
Organism: Sclerotinia borealis F-4128
Lineage: Eukaryota; Fungi; Ascomycota; Leotiomycetes; Helotiales; Sclerotiniaceae
Source: the annotation of a GenBank genome assembly
AUGGCUUCAAGAAAGAAGGUCUUGCUGAAGGUUAUUAUCCUAGGUGAUAGCGGUGUGGGAAAGACAAGUUUGAUGAACCAAUAUGUCAACAAGAAGUUUAGUGCAAGCUACAAGGCGACUAUCGGGGCGGAUUUCUUGACAAAGGAGGUCCUGGUUGAUGAUCGAUUAGUUACAAUGCAGCUUUGGGAUACAGCAGGUCAGGAACGGUUCCAAUCUUUGGGGGUCGCAUUUUACAGAGGAGCGGAUUGCUGUGUUCUCGUCUAUGAUGUCAAUAAUUCAAAAAGUUUCGACACAUUGGAUAGUUGGAGAGACGAAUUCUUGAUCCAGGCCUCGCCCAGAGAUCCAGAAAACUUCCCGUUUGUCGUUUUAGGCAACAAAAUUGAUGUCGAGGAGAACAAGAGAGUGAUAUCUUCGAAACGGGCCAUGACUUUCUGUACUUCGAAAGGCAAUAUUCCAUACUUCGAAACGAGUGCAAAGGAGGCCAUCAAUGUUGAGCAGGCCUUUGAAGUCAUUGCAAGAAACGCCCUAGCACAGGAGGAAUCGGAAGAAUACAACGGAGAUUACUCGGAUCCUAUUAACAUCCAUAUCGAGAACGAGGGAAAUGACUGUCCUUGUUAA